AUAAGUACCUACCAAACCAAAGAUUAAUCGAUAUACAACCAUCCUCUCCGACCCCGGUACUACUUUAAUAUGACAUAAAUUCUAAAAAUAGAGCUGAGGAAGAUACUGCUGCUGCGUUUUUACUAAAGUAUAAAAGAUAUAAGCAGGUAAGCCAAAGGAAAUAAUAACAAAAAGAUCCUUGACGGCGCAAUGUUUUGUGUUUUCUUGACGAUUUUCGCGGUCCACGCGUGUUUUAGUGCUCCUUGUCCACAGUUUUUGCCUGUGACAGUUCAAUUAGAUCCUUAUAUGCCCAUGAGUAGGGCUUCAGUCAGCUUGAAGACGUUAGUGAAAGUGAAAGAUGAUCAGGACAAGCUUGAAAGUAAUCUGGUACUUUCUUCGUCCGAUUAUUUAAAAGAUGCUACCACUAAAAGACAAGAGUUGUUUGAAGUACCAGCAUUUCCAGUAAAAACUUCAACCAAAAAACGAAGAAGAGCCAGACCAAAUGGACACAAGAAUUUGAUUUUGAAUCCAAACACUGGAUGGGCACUUAAAACCAUAAACGACCAACCAGCCAUGGAAGUACUAAUGACUGACAAAGCUUCUGUAGCAAGGGACCUUAAGGAUUCGACUGAAAGUGCUCUAAUUGCAGUGAAAAAACUCAAAAAUUAAUUAUCUAGUUAUUACAACUUUUAUUUAAUAAUUACAUUUUAUGUUAAGAAGUAGGACUUAAGGAAGUCUCACUUAAUUCAUAUAUGACUCAAAUCAGUACAUUGUGCAAAGUUACUUGUUAGAUUGGACCAUUUUCUAUAAAUAAUGAUAUUUCAAUUUGUUUCAUUUAACACGAUUUUCGCCAAUUUUCCCUCCCUAAUGACGCAACUGCUUAUAGUUAGCUAAACGUUAUUUUUCGUUUUUUUCCAUGUAGGGUGCAUCAUGGAAAAAAAAAAUGGAGGGUAGAGGAAAAUUGACAGUGGCUCUAGAUACCCUAUCCUCAAAAGUAAAUUGGAAAAAAUGUUGUAUUUGUCAAAUUUGUGGUGGAAAAACUGUUUGCCCUGCAAACAAUCCAGUUGAUUCAAAAUAAAAGAUAUGCUACACUAGCUUCUAAUUUUCUACUUUUAAUGCGUUACAAUCCAUGUAUACUCCCAUCCAAAAUGCAAAUUGAUAGUCUUGGAGGGGAAGGAGAAAUUGGGAAAACUGUCAUCGAAAAAAAAGCACAGUGGCACCAGAAAUACGUUUCCCCGAAAUUUGACUUACCCUUUUAAUUAUUAUCGAAAACUAAUGCGGAUGAAUCAUGCUGUGAGUUGCAAGAAGAAGCUCGUGCAUGUUCUUCAUAACUAAGAGGAGAAAAUUAUUCUACUCAAGUAACAAGAUCCACUGCUCCAUUAUGUAAAAGAAGAUGUUUGUUUCAUAUGUACUGAACAGGGUAAUAAGAAAAAUACUUUACAUUUGUGUGCCACCACGACAAUUAGUGAUAAAGUUUAGCAUUGUGCAGAAGUACUUGGAGAUACACG
Ceutorhynchus assimilis (cabbage seed weevil) is the source of this 1487-nucleotide messenger RNA. The record is from the annotation of a GenBank genome assembly. NCBI's taxonomy places the organism in Eukaryota, Metazoa, Arthropoda, Insecta, Coleoptera, Curculionidae.